AUGGCCGUGUCGACGGAGCUGCCGGAGGCCGGGUCCCCGCAGGGGACGGAGGCGACGGCGCCGCCUCCUCCCGGCCUGCGGUACAACUCGCCGCUGGUCCAGGUGUCGCUGAUCGGGCUGGUGUGCUUCUGCUGCCCGGGCAUGUUCAACGCGCUGUCCGGGCUGGGCGGAGGCGGGCAGUUCGACCACACCACGGCCGACAACGCCAACACGGCGCUCUACGCCUGCUUCGCCGUCUUCGGCGUCCUCGGCGGCGCCACCCACAACCUGCUCGGCCCGCGCCUCACGCUGCUCCUGGGCUCCCUCACCUACCCGCUCUACGCCGCCUCCUUCCUCUACUACAACCACCACAAGUCCCAGACGUUCCCCAUCACGGCGGGCGCCCUCCUCGGCGCCGGCGCGGGCCUGCUCUGGGCGGCGCAGGGCGCCAUCAUGACCUCGUACCCGCCGCCCAACCGCCGGGGCAGCUACAUCUCGCUCUUCUGGUGCCUCUUCAACCUGGGCGGCGUCCUGGGGGGGCUCCUCCCCUUCUCCUUCAACUACAGCCGCACCGACGCCGGCAGCGUGAACGACGCCACCUACGGGGCCUUCAUCGGCUUCAUGCUCCUGGGCGCGGCGCUCACCUUCCUCGUCCUCCCGCCCGCCAAGAUCGUCCGCGACGACGGCACGCGCGCCACCAGGGUCACCUACUCCUCCGUGUCCACCGAGGGGUGGGAGAUCCUCAAGCUCUUCACCAACUGGAAGAUGCUGCUCAUCCUGCCGGCCGCAUGGGCCAGCAACUUCUUCUAUACCUACCAGUUCAACAACGUCAAUGGCCUCCUCUUCACGCUCCGGACCAAGGGCCUCAACAACGUCUUCUACUGGGGCGCGCAGAUGAUCGGCUCCGCCGGCAUCGGAUACUUCCUCGACUUCGGCUUCGCCAGCCGCAGGAAGCGGGGCCUCAUGGGCGUCGCCGCCGUCGCCCUGCUCGGCACCGCCAUCUGGGCCGGCGGCCUCGCAAACCAGCUCACGUACCUCGACGGCGAGUUCCCCGACAAGAUCGACUUCAAGGAGGGCCGCCGCUACGCCGGCCCGUUCCUGCUCUACUUCAGCUACGGCCUCAUGGACGCCAUCUUCCAGAGCCUCAUCUACUGGAUCAUCGGCGCACUCGCAAACGACUCACAGAUCCUCAGCAGAUACGUUGGGUUCUACAAGGGGGUUCAGAGCGCAGGAGCAGCCGUGGCAUGGCAGGUCGACACCCACAAGACGUCUCUGCUGUCGCAGCUGAUCGUCAACUGGGGGCUGUGCACCGUCAGCUACCCGCUGCUCGCCGUCCUGGUGCUCCUGGCCGUGAAGGACGAGGACUACUCCGUGUCCAACGUCGACGACGGCGGCAAGGAGAAAGAGACCAAGAUGGCCGCGCCGUCAAGCUUCCACUGA
Triticum turgidum subsp. durum (durum wheat) is the source of this 1419-nucleotide messenger RNA. NCBI's taxonomy places the organism in Eukaryota, Viridiplantae, Streptophyta, Magnoliopsida, Poales, Poaceae. The record is from the annotation of a GenBank genome assembly.